GUGAACAAACAUGCUCCAAAUUUUUGUUUGUAUAUCCUUUCCUUUGCUCAUGUAAAUGGAACAAGUCCAAAUCCCUCACGCAAUACAUAAUAUACACAGAAAACAAACGAGUCCUUUUCAAGUUUGAUGUUGUGUUAUAAUUACUUUUGUUGUAUAUGCUGGCUUCAAAAUUGAACGAGCGACAUGAAUGAGUACUUAUCUCUCUUCUCUCGCUAGCUGUUUAUAACCAAGACACUAACUAGGUAGCAUAGAAUUGAGAAGUAAUGGAAAUGAAGAAGCCGUGUUGUGAAGAGUCAGAGACAAUUGUUGGAUCCUGGGAAUGUUGGUUCGACGAUGCAUGCAUCGUUGACAUGGAUUACUUUGUGAAGACCCUUUCAAGCAUCAAACAGAAAGGUGUUCGUGCAGACUUGAUUGGUUCCAUCAUCACUCAUUAUGCCUCCAUAUGGCUCCCUGACCUCUCUUCCUCUGCUGAAAAUGGUGUCACCACUCACUUCCAAUCCCCCGAAAGCGUCACAAAUUCAUGGAUGAAGAAGAGGUUCUUUGUGGAAACCUUGGUGAGUGUUCUGCCUCCUGAGAAGGAUUCUGUCCCAUGCAACUUCCUCCUUCGCCUUCUCAGAACCGCCAACAUGGUUCGUGUUGACGCCACUUAUAGAGGUGAGCUUGAGAACCGGAUUUCGUGGCAGCUAGACCAAGCUUCUCUCAAAGAGCUCAUGAUACCCUCCUUCAGCCACACGUGUGGGACACUCUUGGAUGUUGAGCUAGUCCUCAGGUUGGUUAAGAGGUUUAUGAGUUUGGACCGUGAUGGUGCUGCUUUGGUUAAGGUGGCCAAGUUGGUUGAUUGCUACCUCGCUGAGGCUGCUGUGGAUGCCAAUUUGACCUUGUCUGAGUUCAUUGCACUUGCUGGAGCUCUUCCAAGUCAUUCAAGAGCCACGGAUGAUGGCUUGUACCGAGCCAUUGACACGUAUCUAAAAGCACAUCCAGAUGUGUCAAAGCAAGAAAGGAAGGGCCUGUGUAGGCUGCUUGAUAGCCGGAAACUCACAACGGAGGCCUCACUUCAUGCAGCUCAGAAUGAACGGUUGCCUGUGAGAGCUGUGAUUCAGGUGCUCUUCUCCGAACAAACCAAACUCAACCGCCACAUAGAUUGGAGUGGCUCCUUCAGUAGCUUGAGGAGCCCCAAUGGAGGCCUUGACCCACCAGGACGAUGCCUUUCAAAGCGUGAAACAAAUGCUCAGCAAAUGGAGAUAAGGAAGCUGAAGGAAGAUGUUUACAGGCUGCAAAGCCAGUUCAAUGCCAUGCAAGGGCAGAUGGAGAGAAUGGCGGCGAAGAAGAAGGGCUUAUUCAAAUGGAGGAAGUUUGGAAUGCCUACGUUUAGCAGAAAUGUAGGAGAGGUGGAGAAAAUUGAAGAAGAAGAGGAAGAGGAGGAGGCUGAAAGGGAAGUUGGAUUUGGAAGACAAACACCUAUGGACAUGAAAACCAGUCUGGUCAAAAGGACUCCCCACAAGUGGAGGAAAUCCAUGUCCUGAAACAGAAACUAUAACCGAUGUAAUUUGUGUUAUUUUGUUAUAUUAUACAAGUUCGUUUUUUUGGAGUUAGACUCGAGAAAUAAUGUAAGAUAUAACUCUGUCGUAUUUGGAAUAAAUUCAAUAAAGAUGUGCGUAUACCAUCAUAGUUCUAUAUUCA
Messenger RNA from Glycine soja, 1680 nucleotides. RefSeq names its product root phototropism protein 3-like. NCBI's taxonomy places the organism in Eukaryota, Viridiplantae, Streptophyta, Magnoliopsida, Fabales, Fabaceae. The record is from RefSeq and is a predicted model, not a curated record. Bases 264 to 1523 code for a protein of 419 amino acids. The transcript is spliced from 2 exons.